Messenger RNA from Dermacentor albipictus, 1792 nucleotides. Its product is annotated as cuticle protein 12.5-like. The record is from RefSeq and is a predicted model, not a curated record. NCBI's taxonomy places the organism in Eukaryota, Metazoa, Arthropoda, Arachnida, Ixodida, Ixodidae.
CUUCGGAAGAAACAUGAUUCGCGCUUGCAUCGUCCUAGCAUUGGCCACCAGUGCCUUCGCUGGUUUCGUCGGCCACGCUGGCUUUGGCGUCGCGCAUGGCGGUUACGGCCUCGGCUUGGCUGCUGCCCCAGCUGUGGCCACCGUUGCCCACGCUGCCCCAGUCGCCACCGUCGCCCACGCUGCUCCAGUCGCUACCUUCGCCGCCGCUCCAGUCGCCACCGUAGCCCAUGCCACUCCUGUCGCCACCUACGCAGCUGCUCCAGUGGCUACCCCUAUCGCCACCCCAGCUGUUGCCACCUACCACGCAGCCCCAGCUGUCACUGCCGUCCACGCUGCCCCAGCUCUUGCUACCACCGCCAUCCAUCACGCCCCAGCUGUCGCUACUGUGGCCCAUGCUGCCCCUGCCUUCGCGGCCUACCACGCUGCCCCAGCUUACUACGGCUAUGGCGUUGGCACCCUCGGUUACGGUGCUGGUCACUACGGUUAUGGCCACGGCCUUCUCGGCUACGGCCUCAACUACGGCUAUGGUCUUGGCACUCCAUUCCAUUAUGGCGCUCUCCUCCGCAAGAAGUGGCAUGUGGCCCAGCGCCCACGGCACAAUGACGCUAAGAUCUUGCCACACCCUACACUUUGUAUAAAACGUGAUGAAAGAUCGCACUGGAGUAGCAGUUCUUUCAGCAGCAGCUUCCGAACAACCAUGAUUCGCGCGUGGAUCGUCCUAGCAUUGGCCACCAGCGCCUUCGCUGGUUUCGUCGGCCACGCUGGCUUUGGCGUCGCGCAUGGCGGUUACGGCCUCGGCCUGGCUGCUGCCCCUGCUGUGGCCACCGUUGCCCACGCUGCUCCAGUCGCUACCUUCGCCGCCGCUCCUGUCGCCACCGUAGCCCAUGCUGCUCCAGUCGCCACCUAUGCCGCUGCUCCAGUGGCUACCGCUAUUGCCGCCCCAGCUGUUGCCACCUACCACGCCGCCCCAGCUGUUGCCACCUACCACGCAGCCCAAGCUGUCACUGCCGUACACGCAGCCCCAGCUCUUGCUACCACCGCCGUCCACCACGCCCCAGCUGUCGCUACUGUGGCCCAUGUAGCCCCUGCCUUCGCUGCCUACCACGCUGCCCCAGCCUACUACGGCUAUGGCGUUGGCACCCUUGGCUACGGUGCUGGUCACUACGGUUACGGUCACGGCCUUCUCGGCUACGGCCUCAACUACGGCUAUGGUCUUGGCACUCCAUUCCAUUAUGGUGCUCUCCUCCGCAAAAAGUGUUCGCGCUUGCAUCGUCCUAGCAUUGGCCACCAGCGCCUUCGCUGGUUUCGUCGGCCACGCUGGCUUUGGCGUCGCGCAUGGCGGUUACGGCCUCGGCCUGGCUGCUGCCCCUGCUGUGGCCACCGUUGCCCACGCUGCUCCAUGCCGCUCCAGUCGCCACCUAUGCCGCUGCUCCAGUGGCUACCGCUAUCGCCGCCCCAGCUGUUGCCACCUACCACGCAGCCCCAGCUGUCACUGCCGUCCACGCUGCCCCAGCUGUUACUGCCGUGCACCACGCCCCAGAUGUCGCCACGGUUGCCCAUGCUGCCCCUGCCUUCGCUGCCUACCACGCUGCCCCAGCUUACUAUGGCUAUGGCGUUGGCACCCUCGGCUACGGUGCUGGUCACUAUGGUUACGGCCAUGGUCUUCUCGGCUAUGGCCUCAACUAUGGCUACGGUCUUGGCACUCCAUUCCAUUAUGGUGCUCUCCUCCGCAAGAAGUAAAUGAUGUUCAUCCUCCUAGUCCUGAAGGAAUAAAAAUAUUUAUUUCUAUUCA